Molecule: messenger RNA, 1357 nt
Organism: Acomys russatus (golden spiny mouse)
Lineage: Eukaryota; Metazoa; Chordata; Mammalia; Rodentia; Muridae
Gene: Mvd
Product: mevalonate diphosphate decarboxylase
Exons: 10
Coding region: 88-1293 (401 amino acids)
Biological process (GO): isopentenyl diphosphate biosynthetic process, mevalonate pathway; isoprenoid biosynthetic process
Cellular component (GO): cytosol
Molecular function (GO): diphosphomevalonate decarboxylase activity; ATP binding
Source: RefSeq, a predicted model, not a curated record
GACCAAUCAUUUGGCAGCGCGUGAGAGUGAACACCGGUCGGGGGACCGGUGCUGGGCUCUGUGGCAAGGGACUGUACCCUCUCGGCUAUGGACUCGGAAACCCCUCAGGACCUAGUCGUCACCUGCACCGCGCCGGUCAACAUCGCGGUUAUCAAGUACUGGGGGAAGCGAGAUGAAGCACUGAUCCUGCCCAUCAACUCCUCUCUGAGUGUCACGCUGCACCAGGACCAGCUGAAAACCACCACAACUGCUGCCAUCAGCAGGCACUUCACAGAGGACCGCAUCUGGCUGAACGGUCGAGAGGAGGAUGUGACGCAGCCCCGGCUCCAAGCCUGCCUGAGGGAGAUUCGCCGCCUGGCUCGGAAGCGGAGGAGCACAGGGGACGGGGAUGCGCUGCCCCUCAGCCUCAGCUAUAAGGUGCACGUGGCCUCGGUGAACAAUUUCCCCACUGCUGCAGGCCUGGCUUCCUCAGCAGCAGGCUAUGCCUGCCUAGCCUAUACCUUGGCGCGGGUCUACGGGGUUGAGGGAGACCUCUCUGAAGUGGCUCGGCGGGGCUCCGGCAGCGCAUGCCGCAGUCUCUAUGGAGGCUUCGUGGAGUGGCAGAUGGGAGAACAGGCGGACGGGAAGGAUAGCGUCGCCCGGCAGAUAGCCCCAGAGUGGCACUGGCCCCAACUCCGAGUCCUCAUUCUUGUGGUAAGUGCCGAGAAGAAGCAUAUGGGCAGCACGGUGGGCAUGCAGACCAGCGUGGAGACCAGUACUCUGCUCAAGUUCCGGGCUGAGUCCAUUGUGCCUGAGCGCAUGAAGGAGAUGACCCGCUCCAUCCGAGAGCGGGACUUCCAGGCCUUUGCCCAGCUGACCAUGAAGGACAGCAAUCAGUUCCACGCCACCUGCCUCGAUACCUUCCCGCCCAUCUCCUACCUCAAUGACACUUCCAGGCGUAUCAUCCAGCUAGUGCACUCCUUCAACACACACCACGGGCAGACGAAGGUGGCGUACACAUUUGACGCCGGCCCCAACGCUGUGAUCUUCACCCUGGAUGACACUGUGGCUGAGUUUGUGGCAGCUGUAAGACACAUCUUUCCCCCUGCAGCAAACGGAGACAAGUUUCUGAAGGGGCUGCAGGUGGCGCCUGUUCUUCUCUCUGAUGAGCUGAAAGCUGCGCUGGCUAUGGAGCCCAGGCCUGGCAGUGUCCAGUACGUCAUCGCCACUCAGGUCGGACCAGGACCUCAAGUCCUAGAGGAUUCGCAUGUUCAUCUGCUGGGCCCAGAUGGCCUGCCACAGCGGGGCCCUUGACCUCUUCCAUGUCCAGUCCCUCGUGCCGUUUGGAAAAAGGGUUGCUCACUGGGAGUAGGGAGCU